GGAUCUGAGAGGUCUUAUCCAACCUCAGCGAUUCUGUCAUUCUAUGAGAGGGUUGCACCUUCUCACCUGUGUUGUCAUAAGGAUGGCUUAUCUCCCACGCCUGAUAACACAGGUGACAAAGUGACACUGCACCCCGUACAAUGACAUAAAGAUGUGUGGGAUGUCCGCGUCCGCUGCUUCCAACCCACGAGCAGCACCCGUUAACUGCCACCAAGCCCGCCAUCAAGCUGAUGUGGUGUUAGCUAACAUGAGGGCAGAAAGCCAACAGCUUGCUGCAGCCAGGAGUCACCCAUUUGGUCCAAAGAGCAGAGAUUUGGUGCAGAACAGGCCCAAAGUCUCUACACAAUGUCCACUGACAGCUGUGGGAUUUGGUCCAAAGAGCAGAGAUUUGGUGCAGAACAGGCCCACACUCUCCACACGAAGCCCACCGGAGGUUGUGGGUCCAUUGGACGCCGGGUGCCGCCCUCCCGGCCUGCCCACUGAAGCACUGUGCUGGGCCGUCCUUGCAGAACUGCGCCUGGCCAACGGGCCCAGCCACUGCCAGGGCCGCGUGGAGAUCCUCUACAACGGCUCCUGGGGCACGGUGUGCGACGACGACUGGGACAUCGUAGACGCCAACGUGGUGUGUCGCCAGCUGGGCUGCGGCCACGCCAUCGCCCUGCCUGCACCCAUGACCUUCGGCCAGGGGAGCGGGCCCAUCUUCUUGGACAACGUGGACUGCAAGGGCCAGGAGGCGGCACUGAGCGAGUGCUGGAGCCACGGAUGGGGCAUCCACAACUGCUACCACUAUGAGGACGUGGCUGUCGUCUGCAAUGAGCUCUCCCCCACAUCAGCAAGCGAAGGACCGACCAGCAGGACUGCCACGGCCUCGGUGCAGAACGGGGAAGGUGAGCUGCUCGCGGCCUGUCCUGGCUGGGAGCUCUGCAAGGGGCGAGCAGAGAGCAGCACCCACAUCCUAUCACCUGUCACCCACCUCCCAUCACCCAUCCACCACCAUCACCCACCUACCACCAUCACCCACCUCCCAUCACCCACCUCCCAUCACCCACCUCCCAUCACCCACCGUCUCAGUGUUUCCCCUCCACCAAACAGCCCCGCUGGAUCCUCUUCCAGCCACUUGGGCAGUUUCUUCACCACCAUAAGCACGUCCAGAUCCCACCUCUGUGGGCUGGUGACCUUGAAGGGACAGCAAGACACUCGUCCCCCAUGCUGUCACCCUGCAGGUGACGGCCAGAUCCGGCUGGUGAGCGGGGCAGACGCCUGCCAGGGCCGCGUGGAGAUCUUCUACCAAGGGAGCUGGGGCACAGUGUGUGACGACGACUGGGGGCUGAGCGACGCCAGCGUGGUCUGCAAGCAGGUGGGCUGCGGCCAGGCUCUGGAGUACAAGAGCAACGCCUAUUUUGGCUACGGCACGGGGCACAUCCUGCUGGACAACGUCAACUGCGAGGGCAGCGAGCCCAUCCUCUCCGCCUGCUAUAGCCUCGGCUGGGGCAUCCACAACUGCGGCCACCACGAGGAUGCCGGGGUCAUCUGCAUGGGUAAUGGGGCACGAGGAUGGGACGUCCUUGCGUGGAAACAGCCUGCCUGGCCAGGACAGGAGGGUGGAAGCAGAGCCAGGGCUGGGCAUGCCACCAGGCUUACCCCCUCUCUGCAUUGCCCAUUUAUAUUGUUACUAAUUCCACUGAACUCCCUCCUUAUGUUGGAUAACGAGUGGAGCAGGAAACACGGGCUGUCUCCUGUGCUGGGGCUGGGUGGCAGUGCUCAGUGCCCAUCAGCUUCUCCCUGCCGGUCACCCCUGUCCUUCUGUGUCUCUGCAGGUCUGGACACAUCCACCAUCACAUCCUUCACCACCUCCAUGGCCCUGGACUAUGAAGAGAUGCUCACUGCCACAGCCACAGCAAUGACAGACGGCCACGAGCAGCCCUCGCCAGCAACCGAGGUGGUCACCACUGUGCUCAUCACUGCCGAGCUGGAAAGUGGCGGCGUGCGGUUGGCGAACGGCAACGGGAGCUGCCGCGGUCGGGUGGAGGUGCGGCACGGCGGGACGUGGGGCACGGUGUGCGACGACGACUGGGACUUCCCCGACGCGCAGGUGGUGUGCCGGCAGCUGGGCUGCGGGCCCGCCGUUUCCGCCACCGUCCUGGGUUCCUUCGGGUACGGCAGCGGGCCCGUGCUGCUGGAUAACGUGGGGUGCAACGGGCACGAGGCGCGCCUGGCCGACUGCUUCCACCUGGGCUGGGGGCAGCACAACUGCGGCCAUCACGAGGACGCGGGCGUCGUGUGCCGAGGUGCUGACGACUCAGGAGACCACUUCCAAGAAGCCACUGUUACCACCACCACCACAUUGGCCCCGACCCAUCUGGAGGACGGGUUCUUGCGUCUGGCGAACGGCAGCCACCGGUGCGAGGGCCGCGUGGAGAUGUUCUACCUGUCCCAGUGGGGCACGGUGUGCGACGACGCCUGGGACCUGCGGGAUGCCAAGGUGGUGUGCAGGCAGCUGGGCUGUGGGCACGCCGUGGCGGCGUGGGGGGAAGCGCGCUACGGCCCCGGCACCGGUUACAUCUUCCUCGACAACCUCAAGUGCAAGGGCAGCGAGCCCUCGCUGCUGCGCUGCUCCCACAUCCGCUGGGACGUCCACAACUGCGACCACUCGGAGGAUGCCGGCGUGGUCUGCAGCAUCCUAUGACCACCUGCCCGCGGGGACCCUCCUGGAGCACAUGGAAGCACCUGCGUGGCUCCUCUGCAGCGUGGGGUGCCCUGACCUGCAACGGGCUGCCCUGUUCUGCAAGGUUCUGUGAUGCAGCGCUCUCUGUUUCCACCCGAGCAGGAGAACCGAGGGUCCCGGGGUCCCCCUCUCCCCCCCCUCCCCGGUUGUUUCUACGUUUGUACAAUUCGUUUGUUAAUAAUAGGUUUCUUACAUGUUUUUUUGGGGGGUGUUGUUUUGUGAAUAAAUAAAACCCCCUUUCAGGUG
This is a messenger RNA of Numida meleagris (helmeted guineafowl), 2971 nucleotides long. RefSeq names its product scavenger receptor cysteine rich family member with 4 domains (gene SSC4D). Bases 152 to 2686 code for a protein of 844 amino acids. NCBI's taxonomy places the organism in Eukaryota, Metazoa, Chordata, Aves, Galliformes, Numididae. The record is from RefSeq and is a predicted model, not a curated record. The transcript has 10 exons. Gene Ontology annotation, cellular component: membrane.